AUGAAGCCCUCUUCAGAACAAGCCAUAGCCACCACCAGCAUUGACAUUGAUUCCUACCCAAAUGAAGAAAAACACCAACCCAAUGUUCCCCUGCUCCUGCAACCAUCUUAUGCGAGAUCAAAAUCUAUCACCUCAGACGAACUGCAAAACCUUCGCAUGAGCCUUAAAUGGUGUGCUCUUGACCACUCUUCCUCCGUUGGAAAAUUCAUUUCCUACGUUUUGUUCAUAUUCCUCACCGUAGCUAUCCCUCUCCUCACUUCCCUCUUCGUUCGCGUCCCUGCCUCAGCUUCUCAAGACAACAACCCCUUUUCCUUCAACAAGCUUGUCCAACUACCAGAAUCAGCCCUCUCCAUUAUCGGCUUCUUCACUCUCUCCCGUUUCUUUCGAAGAUAUGGACUUAGACAGCUUCUGUUCUUAGAUGUGUUACAGGAUGACUCUAUGUAUGUUCGACGUGGAUACUCACGCGAGCUUCAGAAGGCAUUCAGAUACUUAGCAUGUAUAAUCUUACCUUCCUUCUUUGUUGAACUUGCGCACAAAAUCCUCCUCUUUUUGAGAGUGAAGAUUUCAGUCCCACAUAUCACCCCCGAUUUCCCUCUGAAUUCGGUUGUGUUUGCUUUGGUAUUGAUUUCUUGGGUUUACAGAACGGGAGUGUUCUUGUUUGUGUGUGUGCUUUUUAAGCUCACCUGCGAGCUUCAGAUACUGAGGUUUGAAGGGCUUCAUAAGCUUUUUGAAGAGUGUGGGUCUGAUUCAAGUGUGAUAUUCAGAGAGCAUGUAAGGAUUAGAAGACAAUUAUGGGUCACAAGCCAUAGAUACAGGUUCUUCAUAAUUAGCUGCUUGUUGACAAUCACCGUGAGUCAGUUAAGUUCUCUAUUGCUGGUUUUGGAAUCGAAAUCUGACAAGACCUUCUUCAAUUCUGGUGACCUUGUGAUUUGUUCAGCUGUGCAGUUAAGUGGCUUCUUCUUGUGCCUCAUUGGUGCUGCGAGAAUCACACACAGGGCUCAAGGGAUAGUAUCAAUUGCCGCAAGAUGGCACAUGCUGGUGACUAAUGCAUCUGGCGACGAAUCAGAACAGUGGAAAGCCAGUGGCAGUGAUUCUGAUUCCUCUGACAUAUACAUAUCAGUAACCCCACAACUACCCUCUUCUUUCCAAACCAGGCAAGCUUUAGUGACGUAUUUGCAGCACAACUAUGGGGGGAUAACACUAUUUGGGUUUCUACUUGAUCGAGGAUUGCUUCAUACUCUGUUUGCUUUUGAGUUCUCUCUGGUGCUGUGGAUUCUGAGUAUGGUGGCUGUAUAG
Molecule: messenger RNA, 1296 nt
Organism: Gastrolobium bilobum
Lineage: Eukaryota; Viridiplantae; Streptophyta; Magnoliopsida; Fabales; Fabaceae
Exons: 4
Coding region: 1-1296 (431 amino acids)
Source: RefSeq, a predicted model, not a curated record